Molecule: messenger RNA, 681 nt
Organism: Naegleria fowleri
Lineage: Eukaryota; Heterolobosea; Eutetramitea; Acrasida; Naegleriidae
Exons: 2
Coding region: 1-681 (226 amino acids)
Biological process (GO): regulation of cilium beat frequency
Cellular component (GO): ciliary basal body; axoneme
Source: RefSeq, a predicted model, not a curated record
AUGUCUUCAAGAGGUUCCUCUGUACAAUCAACCACCAGUUCCACUCGAUCCAGAGCUAGCCAUCAUCAGGUCACGCAAGAUGAAAAGAAUAAACAAUCACAUGCUAUUGGAGAAGACCCAAAUUUUACAACUUCGGGAGCUGAAACAGAUUAUUCGGAAACAGCAUCCACAACAGAUGUUUCCACCGAUAAGGAAAACGCAAUUCGUACCCGAACAUCAUCUCCUGAAAGUAAUCAUUCGGGGAAGGUUUUGAAUAAGCAGUUUUCAAAUAAUGACAAUUAUUCUCUUGCAACUUCCGAAAAUUCAAAGGAGGAAACAAAGGUUCAUGAUCUGCCACGACCAAAGUCCAACAAAUUUGCAAAAGAAGUUGAGAUACAGACGGAAACUCAUCCGAUCGAAUCAUACAUUGAUCCCAAGUAUGAAUUUUCUCAAUGGAAAUUACGAAAGAAUGUGGUUCAAGCAGCAGAUCUACGAAAUAAGAAGGACAGUAAGGCGCAAACAAUUCAGUCGCAUUUCAGGAGAGACAACGAUUGUCAAGUAUAUCUCAAAAAAGAAAAGGACACCCAGACACCUAAAGAAACCGGAACUAAUCCCACCAAACAUACCCGAUAUAUCAAAGGUCUUCGUGGUAAUAAGGACGCCAAAAUGACCGUGGUGGAAUUAAAAUUUGAUCAGAAUUAG